Etheostoma spectabile (orangethroat darter) is the source of this 3161-nucleotide messenger RNA. RefSeq names its product dual specificity mitogen-activated protein kinase kinase 2. Gene Ontology annotation, molecular function: protein kinase activity; ATP binding. Gene Ontology annotation, biological process: protein phosphorylation. Bases 810 to 2003 code for a protein of 397 amino acids. The transcript has 12 exons. The record is from RefSeq and is a predicted model, not a curated record. Lineage: Eukaryota; Metazoa; Chordata; Actinopteri; Perciformes; Percidae.
CUUCAUCCUAUGAAACGUAAAUUUGCGUGCUCUUCAUCUUCACAGGAGGGAAACAAGCUUCGGUAUCAUCCGCCCAUCUAGCUCUAUACUGGACAGCGACCGCACACACCUGUUAGCGGAAAGAAUGGACUAGGAUAAACUAACCGACAGUACAGCACAAUGUGUCUAAGUUAACUGUUAACUGGGUGGGGACACGGCACUGGCACAGCGUUUGUAAAGUAAAUAUAGUAACGUUACUAUCAUACGCAACAGCUAACUAACGUUAGCUAGCUAGCUAGUAGAUGAAGUUAGCUAACGUGAAGUGAUGCCAGUAACGUUAGUGUCGCAGGUUUUGAAAAUAUUGUUCGCCUUUAUGUUGUAACGUAACUUAAGUUAAUCUAGCUAACGUUAGUGUAAGGUUAGCUAACGAUAGCGUUAAUAGUGCGUCAGUCUCUUUUUUUAAAUAAUUUACUCAUUGUGAGUCAGAGAGGUUAUUUAGCUUGGUUACAUAGAGUUGGAGGGCUAUCCCGUGUAACAAGUCGAACCUAAAAACCUUAAAUUAGGUCAUAUUUACUUAGGUUAACUUUCAAUUUAAUAACUAACGGGAAACGCCCGUAGUUAGUCCAGAUAGCAUUUACGAGAUAAAUAACGUCACAUAUGUUUAACUAAACGUUUGUUCAGGAAGUCAAACUGUAUGCUGGUCAAGAAUAACAUCAUUAGCAGUUAUUUUCCGGUCAGAAAGCUCUAGCUACGUAGAGACGGUUAACAUUAGUAAAUUAGCAUUUGUAGCCCUGAGAAAAGUGUCACAGUUAGGGUGUCCACAAGUGAGCAUGGCUCCCAAAAAGAGACCAGUGCCAGGCCCCUUAAACAUUGCUCCUGCUGGCGAUGGACUGUCGACCUCCAUCAACACUGAUGUUACAUCUGAGGCCAAUUUAGAGGCACUUAAAAGAAUACUGGAAGAGUUGGACCUGGAUGAACAACAGAAGAAAAGGCUGGAAGCUUUCCUUAGCCAGAAGGCCAAGGUGGGCGAGUUGAGAGAUGACGACUUUCAUCGGGUCUGUGAGCUGGGUGCGGGCAAUGGAGGAGUUGUCACUAAGGAAUGCCACAAAUCUUCAGGAAUAAUCAUGGCCAGAAAGCUCAUUCAUCUUGAAAUCAAAGCUGCUAUCAGAAACCAGAUCAUCCGUGAACUCCAGGUGCUCCAUGAGUGUAACUCUCCCUACAUUGUGGGCUUCUAUGGAGCAUUUUACAGCGAUGGAGAGAUCAGCAUCUGCAUGGAACACAUGGAUGGUGGAUCUCUGGACCAGGUGCUGAAGGAAGCAAAGAGAAUCCCGGAAGAGAUUCUGGGCAAAGUCAGCAUUGCUGUUUUGAGAGGCCUUGCGUACCUAAGAGAAAAACACCAAAUCAUGCAUAGAGAUGUGAAGCCUUCAAACAUACUAGUGAACUCUCGUGGGGAGAUCAAGCUGUGUGACUUCGGUGUAAGCGGGCAGCUCAUAGACUCUAUGGCCAAUUCCUUUGUUGGGACACGAUCCUAUAUGUCGCCAGAGAGACUGCAGGGGACCCACUAUUCUGUGCAGUCAGAUGUGUGGAGCAUGGGGCUGUCCCUUGUGGAGCUGUCAAUCGGACGCUUCCCCAUCCCUCCUCCAGAUGCUAAAGAACUGGAGGCCAUAUUUGGACGUCCCAUCUUAGGUGGUGGUGAAGGAGAGAUGCUCAGCACUUCACCCCGACCUAGACCACCGGGUAGACCUGUCAGCAGUCAUGGUCCUGCAAUGGCCAUCUUUGAACUCCUAGACUACAUAGUGAAUGAGCCCCCUCCUAAACUACCACAUGGUGUCUUCACCUCUGACUUCCAGGACUUUGUGACUAAGUGUCUCAUCAAAAAUCCGGCAGACAGGGCUGACUUGAAAAUGUUGAUGAACCAUAUGUUUAUCAAGAGGUCGGAGGUGGAGGAGGUAGACUUCGCUGGCUGGCUUUGUAAAACCAUGGGACUGAACCAGCCUAGCACUCCCACGUGCACUGCAGACUAAACACACUCCCGCACACAGCGAACCUCUGAAGUCUCCAUCCAUGAAACGAACUCCACGGACAUUUAAGCCAAGAAAGAUUCUGUAUCUACAGCACGAGUGUGUCAAUUAUCACAAUUGUUGCCACAUUCAUGAUCCAACUCUUUGUUUGUUCAUUGACCGUCCGACCGGGGGGGGGGGGGUGAGUGCGGCGUACCUGCUGCCCUCUCAGCUGGACCAGCUCGCUCGUCUGUCCUCGUCACUCUGUUCAUUUGGUGUACAUUGAAAACACGUCACCAAACUCAACAUACAAGGAGAGAGGGGGAUCUGUCAACGAAUUCAGGAAAAGCUGAACUGUCCACGUCUGUCUUCCUCGGCAUCGCCCCCGACCGAUUGACUAGCUCUGUUUCAUUUCAGCCAGCAGGCCGCACCCAGUCACUCAAUGAACAAAGAGUUGAAUUAUGAACGUGACGAUGUGUACAGGCAGACACAUAUAUGAUUUCCCCCCCCCCCAUGUGUUAUGCAAAAACAUUUAGAGAUGUAAGAAUAUGUUUAUAUUACUAAACGGGUUGGGUUAUGUGUGUCUGUGUUAGCAAGAGAUGAUUGAAUCUAGGAUGUUUUUUUGCAUUUAGUGAUGUGAUGGAUUUCUACAAAUUUUGAGGUGAUGCACCAUGUUUAAAAGAUUUUAGCAUGACUCAUGUCAAAGCCACAAAAAAAAAAAAAGUUUCAACCUCAAAUGCACCUUGUGCUUCUUUGUAUGUUGGGGGUUGUGAUAUUACAGCAGCAACCUCAGCUUGUUGUGGUACCAUUAGCUUCAGAUUGGCUACACUGGGGCGGAGGCUGCCUUUGAAAGUACUAGUGAUUCAUCCCUGGAUGGUACCUGCUGUAACAAGACUGCUUUCAUCUCUUGAACAAGCUGCAUCGUGACUCGCUGGGCAGUCUUAGCAGAAACCAAUGGUUGUUUCUUUGUAUUCGGUGUGAUGUAAACAACAGGACAUGGAUUUGCCAUUGAAGUGCAUCCUGUGUUGCGGCAGGAUUAGGGCAUUCCGCUCCUUUGUUUUGUUCCAUUUGUGUACUUCCCCCUUUAAGUCACGGUUAAACAAUAUAAAUGUUUUUUAUGGUAAAAUCAUCAAAAGCUUUCUUUAUAAAGUCAGAAUUGUCAAUAAAUGGUAUCUAUUGUAA